This is a messenger RNA of Apaloderma vittatum (bar-tailed trogon), 1973 nucleotides long. It is a transcript of the gene TANK, whose product is annotated as TRAF family member-associated NFKB activator. The record is from RefSeq and is a predicted model, not a curated record. The coding region runs from base 54 to 1502 and encodes 482 amino acids. NCBI's taxonomy places the organism in Eukaryota, Metazoa, Chordata, Aves, Trogoniformes, Trogonidae. The transcript has 8 exons. Gene Ontology annotation, biological process: canonical NF-kappaB signal transduction.
CUCAGGUCUGUUAACUCGACCGUCUUUUCAGUGAUGAAACAACUUUGGGAAUUAUGGACAAAAACAUUGGAGAGCAGCUUAACAAAGCGUAUGAAGCCUAUCGCCAAGCCUGCAUGGAUAGAGACCAUGCUGUGAAAGAACUCCAGCAAAAAACAGAAAACUACAUGCAGCAAAUACGUGAACAGCAGGAAAAGAUAGAGCUUCAGAACAGCAUUAUUGCAAAACUGAAGUCACAGUUAGCUGCUCUGAAUGCUAAUAGAGGUAAUGCGCAUCCCUAUAUUCUGAUGCACGAAGACAUCGAAACCUCCAACUUAUCUUUCAGCCAGCUCGCUGAGAAACUGAACCUAGCAAAGCAAAGAGAAAAGCUCUUAAAGGAAGAGUUAGAAAAUGAGAGAAUGAAAUUGAAGCAACUUGAGGACAAAAACAAUCAAAAGGAAAGGAAGCUUAUAUGUAUUAUUUCCAACCAAGAUGAUAAAAUAAGAACUCUGAAAAGCAAACUGAAAGAAUUAAAUGAAGCACAAAAGGGUAUACAAAUGCCAACUUACAGAAGGGAGGUGAAAAGUAAGGAAGUUGUUCCAGAUAAGCCUGAAUUAUCUCUAGGGAUCUCUGGUAUUUCACUAAUGACUGAAAGGGAGAAUCUGGAGACUUUUUUCCAGGACAUGAAAGAAGAGUGCCAUCAGAUACGUAUGCUAGCCAGAGAACAAACAGACCAACUGAGUAAAUUCAAGAUAAAGCCAGAACCUGAAACUGAAAUACAGUUUUCCAUGCCGAUACAGUGUACUGAUAAAACUGAUGAACAAGCAGAAGAGCUUUUUAAGCCUCGGGUUAUAAAGGAUAUAAAUAGAGGUGCAUCAUGCAUCACAUCUAUCACACCAAGAGGAGUGGGCCAAGAUGAGGACAACAACUCUGUAGAAUCACUUUCUAAAUUUAAUGUCAAGUUUCCACCUACAGACAAUGACUCUGCUUUCUUGCAGAGCACUCAGGAAAAACCAACAGUUUCUUGUACCGGUAUAGCUGAAAACAUGCUUCAAGAUCAUCAUUUUAACCUAGAGCACAGAGACCGUGCUGUUAACCUGAGUAAAUUGGAACCCAACUCAUUUGAAGCUCGUGGAGUUGAUCUCAUGACCUCGGCUUUACAAAGUUUGACAACUGUUGACAAAAUAACCCCCCCAAACCAUGCAAACAUGCCCAUAGAAAAUACCCAUGACAAAACAUGUUUAAAAACAACAGACAUUGCCUUCACAUUUGUACCUAAGCACACAAACCAGGGUGUACCUGAAGGAAUUUUUUCUUCUUUAGAAGCUGCUGGGACAACUGUCAGAGGUCCUCAUCAGCUUGUUUGGCAGCCUCGAGACAAUGAUUUGCUGGCACAAGUUUAUACAGACUCUGAACUGAAUCAGUGUGGAAUAUGUGAAUUCUGUCGAGAAGUUUUCCCACCAUCUAUAACAUCUAAGGAAGAUUUUCUUCGGCAUCUGAAUUCCCACUUUAAAGUACAGUCUUAAUGUAUGAGAAUUCAAUGGAUCACUUGUUUUUGCAUACAUUUGAUUUUUUUUUUAGUCAAUAGAUAGGCUAAGAUUUUUAGAAUUAAGACUUCUUGUAACAAGAACUCAUGACUGAAAUUGUCAGAUAAGCACAUUUUUAAUUGUCCUUUGACAAAGUAAAAUGAAACUGUGUAUCACUCAGAACUGUAAUUCACAUUAUUGCUUGCUAUGCUUCAAUAUUACCUCUGAGAUUGAUGUUAAAGACCUUUUUUUUUUUUUUUCUUUUUUUUUUUUUCAGUUAAUUGUUGCCUGAAUAGGCCCAAAGUUAUAACUAUAUUGGUGAGUGUGGCCUUGCAGGAUUAAUGCCUUAAUCUCUCUGGGAAAAUCGGUGUAAUGCUGGGAUUUCUCAAUAUCCAGUGAUGUGAUUAUGUUCUCCUUGAAGCGAACAGGAAGAGAACUAGGGUCUCAUUUUUCAUUUCUAUUAUAAAAUUU